Messenger RNA from Penicillium canariense, 1566 nucleotides. Its product is annotated as CAAX farnesyltransferase subunit beta RAM1. Gene Ontology annotation, molecular function: protein farnesyltransferase activity. The transcript has 7 exons. The record is from RefSeq and is a predicted model, not a curated record. Gene Ontology annotation, cellular component: protein farnesyltransferase complex. The coding region runs from base 1 to 1566 and encodes 521 amino acids. NCBI's taxonomy places the organism in Eukaryota, Fungi, Ascomycota, Eurotiomycetes, Eurotiales, Aspergillaceae. Gene Ontology annotation, biological process: protein farnesylation.
AUGCCACCCAUCAUCGCAGGGCGACCCCGACGCAAAGUUCGCUUCCCAGCCGCUGCCAGCGCCAACCCACCGCCCCAGCAGAAAAUCAUAUCGACGCCGCUCGCCACCGCGCCGCACCAGCAGAGGUCCCAGCAGAGGCCCCAGCAGAAGCGCCCGGGGGAGACCCAACCUUCUUCUCCGAGACCCAAGGGCAAAUCCUCCGGGAUGGCCAGCCAAGACGAGCCCCGGCCGGGGAUCCCAGCCUUAUUCACGCAGCCGCCUCUCAUCCGCGACCCGCUCGUGACGGAGACGACUGAUCUGCAGGACGCAACCCUGGAGAAAUGCCUGCCGUUCCUCAAGGGCCUCCAUACCAGUCAAAAGGGCCCCUUCAAUGCAUGCGGCGUGCCUGCGCUCCAGCGUGACGAUCAUGUCGCCUACCUCUACGAUUCCCUGGAAGAUUACCCCGCCGGCUUUGUCGCCAUGGAUGCCAGUCGCCCAUGGAUGGUUUACUGGGCGCUGGCUGGCUUGACGCUGUUGGGCGAGGACCCGACGCGCUUUCGUGAGCGGGUGCUGGGAACACUUCGUCCCAUGCAGAACCCCACCGGCGGCUUCGGUGGCGGGCAUGGCCAAAUAUCACACCUUGCCGGAAGCUAUGCGGCCGUUCUCGCACUCGCCUUAGUUGGGGGCGAGGACUCCUUUGCAUUGAUCGAUCGCCAAGCGAUGUGGCGCUGGUUGGGCCGAUUAAAGCAAGCAGAUGGAGGCUUCAGUGUCACGGAAGGCGGGGAAGAAGACGUGCGCGGUGCAUACUGCGCGGCAACUAUUAUCUCACUCCUCGAUCUGCCCCUGACUCUGCCGCCUGAUGCAGAGAAAGCCCGAGCAGUAGGUCUCGAGACUCUGACGGACGGACUGGCAGAAUAUCUGUCACGCUGUCAAUCCUUCGAGGGUGGCAUCUCCGGGAGUCCCGGGGUCGAGGCGCAUGGAGCAUAUGCCUUCUGUGCACUCGCUUGUUUGUCUAUUCUGGGACCACCUGAAGAGACCAUUCCCAGGCACAUGAAUGUACCCCUGCUGCUGUCAUGGCUGUCUGCUCGGCAGUAUGCCCCUGAGGGUGGCUUUUCCGGCCGAACGAACAAGUUAGUCGACGGUUGCUACAGCCAUUGGGUCGGUGGGUGCUGGCCCCUGCUGCAGUCUGCUUUGGAUGGGAAGCCACAAUCGCCUGGUGCUCCCCAAACAACAGUCGGAAAUCUUUUCAGUCGCGAGGGACUGGACCGAUAUAUCCUCGGAUGCUGUCAAAACCCCAGGGGCGGGCUUCGAGACAAACCGGGCAAGCAUGCGGAUUCUUAUCACACCUGCUACGUUCUGACAGGCUUGAGCGCAACGCAACACUACCACUAUCGCACGGACUUGAGUCCCUCGUCCAGCGAGAACUUUGCCUCGGCGUUCUCCUGGCAGUCGUCGCCUGUACGUUCAGACGACAACGUGUACGAGAAGAGCGACUGUCUAGUCGCCUUUCACCCGCUCUAUGUCAUCCCGCACCAGGCGGCCGCGAACAUGCGGGUCUGGUGUGAAGGCCAGCCCAUUGCGACCUAA